UUCAUUGUGCUUUAAGGAAGUGUUCCAUCAGAAGUAGCGAGGACUGCCAGCAAAGACACACCUGUUCUCAGACUUCAUCCACUCGUCCGCCAUGCUGCAUUUCAGCAAGGGGGAUUUCGUCUGGCUGGAGACGGGGGCGGGGGUGCCGCUCGGGGCAGAGGUGCAGGUCACCGACACCGGGCAGCUCCAGCUGCUGGAUGAUGAUGGGAAGAAGCACAAGAUCAGCAAGAAGACUGAGGGUGGGAUCCGGCCCAUGCACCCCACUUCUGUGAAAGGAGUGGAUGACAUGAUAAGGCUGGGCGACCUCAACGAGGCCGGGCUGCUCAGGAACCUGCUGGUGCGACACAGAGACGGCAUCAUCUACACGUACACAGGAUCGAUCCUGGUGGCGGUGAACCCGUACGCGGUGCUGCCCAUCUACACCACCGAGCAGGUGCAGAUGUACACAGAUCGACGGCUGGGGGAACUGCCGCCGCACGUCUUUGCCAUCGCAGACGCCUGUUUCUUCAACAUGCGCCGCAACAAAAAGAACCAGUGUUGCGUCAUCAGUGGAGAGUCCGGAGCAGGAAAGACGGAGAACACCAAGCUGAUGCUGCAGUUCCUGGCGGCCGUGAGCGGCCAGCACUCCUGGAUCGAGCAGCAGAUCCUGGAGGCAAACCCCAUCUUAGAAGCCUUCGGUAAUGCCAAAACCGUCCGAAACGACAACUCCAGUCGGUUCGGAAAGUACAUCGACAUCAGCUUCACCAAGGACGGGGCCAUUGAAGGGGCCCGGGUGGAGCAGUACCUGCUGGAGAAGUCCAGAGUCAUCCGUCAGGCGGCGGAGGAGAGAAACUAUCACGUGUUUUACUACAUGCUGGUGGGCAUGUCUGCGGAGCAGAAGAAGACCCUUUCCCUCGGGACAGCUGAAGAAUACCAGUAUCUCAUCAUGGGUAAGUGCACCAGCUGUGAGGGCCGUGAUGACAUGAUGGAGUACACUCACUUCCGAACGGCUUUGAAGAUCCUCAUGUUCUCGGAGGCGGAUACCUGGGAGAUCUUUAAACUUCUAGCUGCAAUCCUUCACCUGGGCAACGUGUACUUCAAAGACACCACAGAGAAUAACCUGGAAGGCUGCGAGCUCCUCCCGUCUGCACAUUUCAACAUGGCCAGCAAGCUUCUGGAGGUGGAUCCCAAAGCUCUGCAGAAGAGCCUGACUCAGCGCACCGUCAUGACCACCAAGGAGUCCGUGUCCAAGCCGCUGAACUCAGUCCAGGCCGUGGACGGCAAGGACGCCUUCGUCAAAGCGCUGUACGGGAGACUUUUCAUUUGGGUGGUGGAUAAAGUCAACGGUGCCGUUCACAAGCCGCAGGAAGAGGUGAUGGAGUUCCCACAGGCGAUAGGCCUCCUGGACAUCUUUGGCUUUGAGAACUUCACCAAAAACAGCUUUGAGCAGCUGUGCAUCAACUUUGCCAAUGAGCAGCUGCAGCAGUUCUUCGUCAAGCAUGUCUUCAAGCUGGAGCAGGAGGAGUACACUCGUGAGAACAUUGUUUGGAAACACAUCGACUAUCAAGACAACCACCACACUCUGGACGUCCUGGCAUGCAAACCUCUGAACGUGCUGGCGCUCAUCGACGAGGAGAGCAGCUUUCCCAAGGGAACAGAUGCCACCAUGCUCCAAAAGAUCAAUACGAUUCAUGGCAAAGGGGACAUCUACAUCCCCCCGAAGAACUACCACGACACCAAGUUUGGAGUCCGGCACUUUGCGGGAGUGGUCUACUAUGACUCCAUAGGCUUCCUGGAGAAGAACCGCGACGCCCUCAGCCCGGACCUGUUUCAGCUGGUGGAGACGUCGGCCAACAAACUCCUCAAGAAGAUGUUUCACAGCGAGCUGGCCGCCAGCUCCAACAGCAUCAAGAGGACCGGCAACCCCAAGAUGAUCAUCACCGCAUCCAAGAACACCGUCCGGCAAGCGUCUGAGGGCAAGAAGCUUGUGGCGACUUUGAGCGGCCAGUUCCGUCAGUCUCUGGACUCCCUGAUGAAAACCCUGACAGCCUGUCAGCCUUAUUUCAUUCGCUGCAUCAAGCCUAAUGACUUUAAGAAGCCCGUGCUGUUUGACAGAGAGCUGUGCUUGCGGCAGCUCCGAUACUCCGGCAUGAUGGAGACCAUCAAGAUCCGGAAAGCCGGGUAUCCUGUGCGUUACACUUUCAGCGAGUUUCUGGGCCGCUACCGCGUUCUCCUGAAGUCUUCACUCUGCGAUCCAAAAACAGAAAGCAAAGAGAAAUGCUGUGAGAGCAUUUGUGAAAGUGUGCUUGCUGGAGAAGGCGACUGGAAGACGGGCAAGACAAAGAUAUUCCUCAAGGACUACCAUGACACAAUGCUGGAGCUGCACCGAAUGACGGAGCUGAACACCAAAGCCCUUUUGAUCCAGAAGGUCAUGAGGGGUUUUAAAUACAGGAAAGAAUUUCUGAAGAAAAAGACAAGCGCGCUUGUUAUUCAAAAAACCUGGAGAGGAUACAAAGGCAGGAAACUCUACCGAGUGGUGCAGCUGGGCUUUGAGAGGCUGCAGGCGAUUGCUCGCUCUCGUCAGCUCCAUCUACAAUACAAGAAGAGACGGGAGGCUGCUCUCGUGCUGCAGACUCAAGUCAGAGGCUUCCUGGCCAGGAAGGACUGGAGACGCAAGAGAGAUGCAGUGAUCCUGCUGCAGGCACAGACCAGGGGCAUGCUGGCAAGAAAAGCCCUCAAAAAGAGGAAGAAAGAUAUGUACCUGUCUGCCAAAGAGAGGGAGGAAGAACGGCGGACCAUUUUGGAAAAACAGAAACAUUUGGAGGAAGUGUUGAGGCAGAAGAGAGAGACGGAGGCCAGAGCGCAGGUUGAAUCCCGGACCGAUCAGGAGCUGGUGGACGACGUCUUUGGCUUCCUGCCCAGUAUUGUCGGAGGGCAGGAGGGGCAGGCGCCAGUGGGAUUUGAGAACAUCGAGGGGAAACGGACGAUAAUUGAGGAGAUAGACAUUGAUGAGAUUCCCAUUGAGGAAGAUCUUCCCAAAGAGGACUACGAUGACCUGGAUGAGUACACCUUCUCCAAGUUUGCCUCCAUGUACUUCCAGGGCGCUGCCACCCCCACCCACAUCCGUCAGAAGCUUCGAGUGCCACUUCUCUACCACGAAGAUGAAGGAGAUGUUUUGGCUUCUCUCACGGUGUGGUGGAUCAUCCUGAGAUUCAUGGGAGACCUGCCCGAGCCCAAGAGACAGGCCCGAGCCCAGAAGACUACCCAGCAGGAGAGAUUCAUGCCACAGGACUUAAUCUCCAGGAAAGACAGACGUCUGAGCCACAUGGUCGGACUUGAUCAGAGGAUGCUCAGGAAUAAAAAAGAGAAUAAGCCUCCCGCAGUAGCCGAGGAGCCACCACAGAAGAGAAAGGGCUCUGUUUUCACAGACCUCCUGACAAAGACCAGGAAGCCGUCUGCUGUGCCCAGUGAGAUAAACCCGCGGGCCUACACCGUACCAGAAGGAAACCCUCGAACAAGAAAAGGAUCCACAUUCACCGACCUUCUGUCCAGGAAGAAAUCAACCACUGUUCAAGAAACUGGAAGCCCAAAGUCCACUGCAAGGAGGCCCUCGAUGAUCAUGGAGGAGUCAGAUGAUCUGACUGAAGUGUCAAAGCCCACCACUCUGCAGACCGUGAAGGAGGACGGUGACACCAUGACCAGUGAAGAGCCCACCCUGGACCGGCCGCUCUCGUCUCUGGAGAAGCUGCACAUCAUCGUGGGAUACGCCAUCGUCAGACGGGACCUGAGGGAUGAGAUUUACUGUCAGAUCUGCAAGCAGCUGCAGGAGAACAACAAUCGCAACAGCUACUUCCGUGGUUGGAUCCUGCUGUCACUCUGUCUGGGUGUUUUUCCUCCCAGUGAGCGCUUCAUGAAGUACCUCCAGAGUUUCAUCCGUGUUGCUCCGGGAGGCUACGCCUCCUACUGCGCCACCCGGCUACGCCGCACAGUGACCAAUGGAGUGAGGAGCGAGCCUCCCGCCUGGCUGGAGCUGCAGGCCACCAAGACUAAAAAGCCCAUGACCGUGUCCGUGAUGCUGAUGGACGGCCGCCUCAUUAACCUCCCCGUCGACUCAGCAUCUACAUCCAAAGAGAUCUGUCAGAUCGUCGCCAACCAAAUCAAACUCAAAGACACUUUCGGCUUUUCCAUAUAUGUGGCUAUGUAUGAGAAGGUGUGGGCUCUGGGCAGCGGCCGAGGGCACGUGAUGGACGCCAUCUCCCAGUGUGAGCAGGAGGUGAAGAGGAAGGGCGGCCAGGAGCAGCACGCCCCGUGGCGGCUCUUCUUCCGCAAGGAGGUUUUCACCCCCUGGCACGACUGCAAAGACGAUAAGAUGAGCACCGAGCUCAUCUACAAACAGGUCAUCCAUGGCCUGAAGCUUGGGGAGUACCAGACUGAAAAGGAAGACGAAGUCGUCAAUAUCGCUGCGAAGCAUUUGUACAUCCAGCACGGCUCGGAGAGCAGCCCGGCCCACGCUCGGGAGGCUGUGCAGGACUGCAUCAACAGCUCUCUGCUGGAGGCCAAGUCAGAGGCCAAAUGGGAUCAGAUGGUCAGCACCGCUCACGCUCAGAGUUCGUUUGUGAGCUCGAAACAGAAAACAGACAGAGUGAAGGCCGAGAUAGUCGACUACGCCAGAGAGAAGUGGCCCAUGUUCUUCUCCAGGUUCUUUGCCGUCACCAAGUUGACAGGUCCUGCGCUGCCAAAGAGCCAGUUCAUAGUGGCCAUCAACUGGAGCGGCAUCACAUUCCUGGAUGAGAGGGAGAAGAGGCUGCUGGUGCUCUCCUUCCCUGAAGUCACUGCAGUCAACACCAUAAGGGAUGGUAAAGCCUCUGGCCAGAAGGUGAGUCUGCUGACCCUGAAAGGAGACUUCACCCUGAGUGGACCCACAGCCGAGGACAUGGCCGAGCUGGUCACCAUGUUCCUCAGUGGAAUGACGGAGCGCUCUCAGUACGCCGUGGCCCUGACGGAGGUCAACAGUCAAGAUGACCCCACACUCCUCAGCUUCAAAAAAGGAGAGCUGAUUGUGCUCAUCAAAGACGAUGAGUUCUCUCAGAAACACGGCUGGUUCAAGGGUCAGAACAGCAGCACCAAGAAGACGGGAGCCGUCCCCAGCGAGGCCAUCCUAAUACUGCCCACGCUCAGCAAACCCACCAACGAGGUCAUGACCCUGUUCAGCCUGUCACCAGUCCAGAGGAAGAACCUGAUCCAGGAGAGCCAGAAGGAAACGGGGACAGUUACCAGGGUGGCUCCGGCCACGCUGAAAGAAUUCUCUUCUGAGUUUUUCAGGCAGCCGGCAAAGGAUGUGAACCGCCAGGUGAUUUCUAGGAAUGCUGCUCCUGAGAGACUGUGGGCUCAUUCCAGGGAGCCGAUCAGACAGCCGCUCCUCAAGGCGCUGAUAGGAAACCCGGAGCUCGGGCACAAAGCCUGUCUGGCCUUCACUGCGAUCCUGAAGUAUAUGGGAGAUUAUCCCGCCAGGCAGAUGCAGAGUCCUCUGGAACUCACCGACAUGAUCUUUGGUCCGGCCACUCAGCACGAGCCUCUCAGGAAUGAGAUUUACUGCCAGAUCAUGAAGCAGAUGACCAGCAACAACAACAGGUUCAGCGUGGAGCAGGGCUGGCAGCUGCUGUGGCUCUGCUGCGGUCUGUUUCCUCCCAGCCAGCCUCUUCUCAGACACGCUCAGCGCUUUAUUGAGACGCGGAGCAGAGAGUCCCUCGCCCCCGACUGUCUGCAGCGGCUCAAGAACUCUCUGAGGAUGGAGCCCAGAAAGCUGCCGCCACACCCCGUGGAAUUAGAUGCCAUCCAGCAGAACAGCACCCAGAUCUUCCACAAAAUCCACUUCCCCAAUGACACAGAUGAGGUAUUUGAAGUGGCAACCAGCACCAAGAUCAAGGAUCUCAUCCAGAACAUUUCCAAAAAACUGGGCCUGAUGUCAGCAGACGGCUUCAGCAUGUUUGUCGUCAUGCAAGACAAGGUUCUCAGCUUGAAUGACAACGACUACUUCUUUGACAGUCUGAGACAAAUCACAGACUGGACCAAGAGAUCCCGGCAGAGCAAAGACGGUGGAAUAGUCAACGUGUCCUACAGUGUGUUCUUUAUGAGGAAGUUGUGGUUCAGUGUGGUCCCCGGCAGAGACACGGAGGCUGAUCGUAUCUUUCAUUUCCCUCAGGAGUUACCCAAGUACUUGAGGGGCUGGCACGUUUGCACGAAGGAGGAAAUGGUCAACAUUGCAAGUCUGCUCUUCAGGGUGAAGUUCGGCAGUGACAAAAACCAGCUUGUCACGGUUCCCAAGAUGCUGAAGGAGCUGGUGCCCGCCGACCAGCUGAAGGCCAUGUCUGAAAACGAGUGGAAGAAGAAUAUCAUCAACUCUUACAACAAACAAGCUGCUAUGACCGUUGAAGAGGCCAAGAUCGCCUACUUGAAGGCGGUGUACCGCUGGCCAACGUUUGGCUGUGCUUUCUUCGAAGUGAAGCAAACAUCAGAGACCAGUUUCCCAGAUAUCGUGCGGAUAGCCAUCAGCAAGCAAGGAUUCACAAUCAUCCACCCAAAAACUAAGGAUGUUCUGGCCAGUCAUCCUUUCAACCACAUUGCUAACUGGUGCAGUGGCAGCACUUACUUCCACAUGACCAUUGGGAGUUUGGUCAAGGGGACCAAAUUCCUGUGUGAGACGUCACAGGGUUACAAAAUGGACGAUCUUAUAACCUCCUACGUCAACAUGUACCUGAGAGAGCGCAGGCCGGCGCAGGCCAGGAACCGACACUUCAACAUGUGAAGUGGAGCUGACGUCUGAUUGCAGCUGCACAAGUUAUUUCUUCUUUUCAAGGAGCAAUCAGCACGCUGUGGAAAUAAGAUGCCAUUUGAUUCCUCGGAUAUCAUUUUUAUAUGAAGCAAAAUUUCAGUUUAUGUCCAAGGAGCAUAAUAACAAAGGAGGAACAUUCACACAUUUACUUAAGCUCUUAUAAUGAUAAUGAUUUCUUAAAAGUGUUCACAGGCGUGCUUUCCUAAACAAAACUACGACGAAGUAUUAGGGCCAAACUAAGACAAAAAAAAAUUUGAAAUUACGAGAAUAAAGUCAUAAUAUAAUGAGAAUAAAGUCGUAAAAUUACCUGAAUAAAGUCAUAAUGUUGCGAAAAUAAAGUCGUAAUAGAAUAAAGUCGUAAUAUUACGAGAAUAAAGUCGUAACAUUGCAAGAAUAAAGUCGUAAUAUUACAAGAAUAAAGUGGUAAUUUAUGAGAAUAAAGUCGUAAUAUUACGAGAAUAAAGUGGUAAUUUAUGAGAAUAAAGUCGUAAUAUUACGAGAAUAAAGUGGUAAUUUAUGAGAAUAAAGUCGUAAUAUUACGAGAAUAAAGUGGUAAUUUAUGAGAACUCUAACAGGAAGAGCAUCUUCUCCCUGUGUUAAAAUGAGGAAUAUCUUGUGAAGUUAUAUUUAUAUAUUAUAUUAUAUAUUACGACUUUAUUCUCGUAAUAUUAUGACUUUAUUCUGGUAAUUCUACAAAUUUAUUUUCGUAAUUUCCAUUUUUUUGGAAAACUCCUCUGAGCUGACUAAAUAUAAAACACAUCCUGUUGUUGUUUGUUUGCACGAGUGAGUCAGGACAGUCGCUGAGCGUUUUCAUGACAGAAUUGAGACCAGGGUUUCUUUCAUGACAAGCCUGUGACUCAAAUCCUGUCAUUUUUCCCGGUGAAGCUAAAUUCAGCCCUGACAACCGGGAACAAGGUUUAUCAAUGCUUACAUUUACAAAGAAAUUAUUCUGUUUGUGUUUAUGGGGUCAAAUCAAAGGCUUAAACCUUCCAUAUGGAUGCUUGUUUCAUUCAGUCUCUUCUGUUGUUUUGCUGCUCUCUAUUAACAAUUUCACGCCUAUGUGUCUCAGCUACUACUGUAUACUCAGGGCUGUGCAGCUCCAGCCUAUUAAACAUGUUUAAACCCAA
Cololabis saira (Pacific saury) is the source of this 7938-nucleotide messenger RNA. It is a transcript of the gene myo7ba, whose product is annotated as unconventional myosin-VIIb. The transcript has 48 exons. Gene Ontology annotation, cellular component: cytoskeleton; myosin complex. Lineage: Eukaryota; Metazoa; Chordata; Actinopteri; Beloniformes; Belonidae. The record is from RefSeq and is a predicted model, not a curated record. The coding region runs from base 92 to 6784 and encodes 2230 amino acids. Gene Ontology annotation, molecular function: ATP binding; cytoskeletal motor activity; protein binding.